Molecule: messenger RNA, 7900 nt
Organism: Myotis myotis
Lineage: Eukaryota; Metazoa; Chordata; Mammalia; Chiroptera; Vespertilionidae
Gene: NACA
Product: nascent polypeptide associated complex subunit alpha
Exons: 7
Coding region: 1378-7788 (2136 amino acids)
Biological process (GO): protein targeting to membrane
Cellular component (GO): cytoplasm; nascent polypeptide-associated complex
Source: RefSeq, a predicted model, not a curated record
GCAGCUGAAGGGAUUAAUACAGCUGCUGGUAAAGAAAAGGGAGGGCGUCCCUGAGUUUGGGAAUGAGCUAUGUGAAAUCUUUGAACUAUAGGGGACUAAAGGGCUGCUCUCUAAAGAUCCUGUAAUUCGGUGCUAAAUAAAAAUGCUCAGGUCUCGUUGAACAACUUGAUUUUACAAAUGUAGAGAGUGAAAUUCAGAUGAAUUUCGAAUAAUUUGGUUUCAAGCUUCAAAGGGAAUGCCAUUAAAUAGAGUACCUGAGAAAACUAUCUCAGGAAAUAGGUUAUGGUGUCUAAACCAAGUAAUUUGGUCCUUAUCCCAUCAGAGGAAAACAUUCUAAGUUUCAAAUUAUGAUUAUGUUAGAAAGCAUUGCAUUUUAAUCAUAAGACUUUUACCUACCAACCCUCCAAGAAAAACUGGUUGAGCUGCCUGUCUUUUCUGUGCUACAAUACUUUAAGAAAAUUGUGAAUUUGCAUGCUACAGGCUUUUUUGUUUUGUUUUAUUUUAAAUAUUCCCUUCAAAGUGUUGAGCAUUUGUUAUUCUACUCCUGUGUUACCUCCUGAAUAAUAAGCAUGGAUUUUUCUGUCAUUCAGAAUAUCUUGCUUAGCUUUACUCUAGUGCCAGAUACUGGUCUAUUUUGACAGAAUGACAUACUUAUCCACAUUAAGGGGUGGAGAUCCAAUGUAUUCUCUCCACUGCAAUUCCCUACUUCCAAAAUAGAACCGCAGUCUGGCUUAACCAGUUGGGUUACAGUAUUAUAAUACAGUCCCUACCUUGUGACUAAGCUCUCUCCCUGGCAGUCUAAUUCAUCUGAGAUUGAUGUUUGGAGGUAACAUUACCUGGGAAGGUCUGUAGACUAUGGAAUACAACUCACUUGUUUUGUUGGUUUGUUUGUUUGUUUGUUUGUUUUGGGUAAGUAAGCUGAAGCACAGGGAGGCUUAGUGACUGAUUUAAUAGUUUAGUAUUAAAUUCUGAAGCGUUUCAACUUUAUGAAGAAUUGAAUUCUGCCAGACACCCACUUCUUUAAGCCUUAUUCAGAGAGUCAGGCUUUUCCUGGCCUGGUGGUAACCUGAGCAUAUAAAGACCUGGUUUUGUCUCAUUCCUCAUCAUCACCAACACUCACUACCUUCCUAUUCCGGUUGUCAGUAUCUGUUUUAAUUAGUUCGUGGUCCCUGGUGGACAGGGUGGAACAGCUGUUUUUGUGGUGGUGAUUCUAUGGCCUGUGAGAAGACUUGGAGUUCAUUUAAGGAAGGAAGAGAGGGGUGUAUUCUUACUUGACUCCUGAAUUAUGUUUCGGAAGGGUUGCUAUUGCCUGUCACCUUUGUCUAAUCCUGUGUGGUGACUUUCCUCAGAUUAAAAAUUCUGGUGUUUCUUAGAAACAUGUUAUACCAAGUUGGGCUGCAUAACUCACCUUUAUUUUUUUCCUUCCCUUGCCUUUAUUCCCUUUUUUGCUUUUCUCCUCCAGCUGUGCUUCCUGUGUCUUCAGCCUUGAGUGUCACUGCUGCCUCAGGGCAGCCUGUGCCAACCCUUCCCCCCCCUUGCUCCCUGCCCCCACAACAGCACCCUCUGACAACCCCUAACCAGCCUACCCCAUUCCUUUCUCCCUCUGCUAUUGCCUCUACCCCCUUUGAAGCUCCUUUUCCACAGGCAUCUUCUGGGACAGCCCUGCCCUUGGGAGCUGCCCCUACGCUCCCUGACCCCCCAGCUUUCCUACCAAACCUAAUAGGGCCUCCCAUCUCCCCAGCUGCCUUAGCUCUGGCCUCUCCCAUGAUAACUCCAACUCUGAAAGGUGCCCAUCCCUCUUCAGCUCCCUUGACUCUGGUGGCCUUGCCUCCCCACUCAGUUCAGAAGAGCUCUGCUGGUCCACCUAACCCUAUUAGUUCACCUCCUUCAGCUGCUGUGGCUAAGUCAGGGUCCGUGACACCACUGUCAGCUCCCAUUGCUUCCUCAGAACCAAAGACCUCUCCUAUUCAAGCUCCCUCUCAAGUAGUCCCUAAUCCAAAAGUUACCCCCAUUCCUCCAUGUACGGCCAGUGCUGUUCCUUCCCAGCCUUUAACUCCCUUGGCCUCUUCUGUUCAAUCUGGAUUAGCCUCCUGUGCUCAGACACCACCCACUACUCCCCUAGCCAUCACCUCCCCUCAGGUCAAAGGCAUACCUAUUUCCUCAGCUCUGGCUUCUCCACAAAACCCUGUAAGCCUCAGCCUAAAGGGACCCCUUACUCCACCUGCUGCCUUACCUCUUUCAACCCAGUCUGUUCCUAUGACUCCCAGUGCCCCCCCAGUUUUCCUCACUCCUAUGGGCUCUCAUCUUGUACCUUUACAUCAGAGUUGUCUUGGUUCUCCUGUCCAGUGUGUAGGUCAAACAGGCCCUAAUGUUCUGUCCGAUUCUAUAGUGGAUACCAUUUCGGUACACCACUCUUCCCUAGGGGCCUCUUGCCCUUCUCAGCAAUCUGUAAUUUCUCCCCCUCCUUCCAGAAAUGAGGUGGCUCCUGCUGCUGUGGCUGCCUUUCCAGUGGGGGCUCCAGCUUCCUCUCUGCCUCUGUCGGUUGAUAAGGGACUCUCUGCCAUCACUAGUGUAGCCUCCUACAGCUCUUCUGGUUCCUCAGCUGUCUCUUCUCCCUUAUCUCCUACAGCCCCUCUCACCCUCAAAGGCUCUCCUAAUGCCACUCAUCAGCCACCCUUAGAGGCCCAGAUGCCUCCUGCUUCUCCAGGAAGUCCAGGCUUGAAAAAAGCUCCUGUUUCUUCUGUUGGAAUUACCUCACUUGUGAUGACUGACCCCUCUACAAUUUCUGCCACACCUACCACCUUUGAGGUAGUAAAUGCUACUUGUGUGUCUCCUCCAAUUUCAUCAGGUCUCAUAAGUAAUAACUCAGCUUCCCAUACUGCCUUGGUUAUGGCACCUGUGGCUCCCAAAGAGCUUCCUUCUCCUUGGGCAACAACUGCUCUGGGGAUACCAGGCUCCCCUCCUCUGCCAGCACCUGCGGAGCUCAAAAGUCUCCCUGCUUCACAACUGGUCAAGUUCCCAACACAGAAAGAUCACCAAACUGUCCCUGCCUCUCCUGUAGGAACCCCUAUUUCACCAGCUCAGGCAGGACUCCCUACCAAGAAAGACCCUAUUGUACUACCAUUGGCGCUGGCAGCCCCUCAGAAUCCUCCCACUCCCCAAAGUACAUCUUCUCUGGAAAUAUCUCUCUGUGCUGAAGUCACCUUAGCAAGCAAAAGCCAAGUAGAGCCUCUGCCUGUAGGUAAGCCAGCUGCUGCUACUCCCUCUCCUCUGGGUGCUAUUUCCCCAGCCUCUCUAAUCAAGACAGAUCCUUAUGCAAGUCCAGACCCUACCAGUGUGCUUCUCAAAGGUUCUCUUCCUACCCCAAGUGUAGCUACAUUUCCUUUGGAAAGUGCUGCCACUUCUGGGGGGACUCCUACAACUACCAAAGGAACCUCCACUCCUACAACAACAGCCAGCCCUUUUCUAGAAGGAACUGUCUCUCUAGCACCUAAAAGCCACCCAGCCAAGAAGGGUACUUCUGCUCUUACUGCUUUACCUUUGGUUCCUCCCACCUCUGAAAGUUGUUCUGUGGCUCCAGCCAUGACAUUAUCCCCACAGAAUGUUACUUCUCCAGCUUCUGUGGCACUGUCUUCUGAAAUUCCCAAAUCAGAACCCUUUCCCUCUCUUCCCCCAGCUGGUAAUCCUCAAGUUACAAAGAUAGGUCAUAGUGUUUCUCAUAGCUCAGCAUUGGCAUUUGUGGCCUCCUCUCCUGAAGGAUGCCCAACUGAGGAUGUUGGUGCUUCUGUUGCUGCAUUUUCCAAAGGAACUUACCUAGCUGAAUCCCCAUCUUCUUUAGGGACUAGUGUGUCUCCUCAGACUGGAGGACCUCCAACCAAGAAGGGUUCGGCUACUUCUACUACCUUAACUCUUGCCCCCUCUGUUUCUAAAAAUGUAGCCGCUGUCUCUGAUACUCCUGCUGGCAAUCUCUCAUCUCCUGUUUCUCGAAUUGAAGCUUCCUUUCUUCCAGAGGCCAGUUUUUCUUUUCAAGUCCCUGAGGAAUCACUAACCAAGAAGCAUUCCUCCACUCCUCCAUCCCCCAAAGGGGCCCCUACUUCCCCAGCUGCUGUCUCCUCAUCCCCCAAAGGGGGGCCAGCAAAACCAUCCCCUAAAGAGACUCCUCCUCCUCCAGCUAUUACUCCUUCCUCUCCCAAAGGAGCCCCAGCUACCCCACCUCCCAAAGGGGCCUGUACUCCCUCAGCUAUGGCUCCUACCUCCCCAAAAAGGGGCCCAGCAACCUCAUCUCCUAAAGAGACUCCCAAACCCCCAGUUAUGUCCCUUCCUUCCCCUAAAGGGACCUCAGCAACUUCAUCCCCCAGAGAGUCCCCAGCUGCCCCAUUCACCAAAGGGACCUCAGCAACUCCAUCUCCCACAGGGCCUGUAGCUAUGCCACCCCCCAGAGAGUCUCCAACAGCCCCAGCCUCCAGAGGGGCCCCAGCAAUCUUAUCCCCCAAAGAGCCCUCAGAUACACCAGCCCCCAAAAGGGCUUCAACAACUCCAUCCUCUGAAGAGCCCUCAGCUGCCCCAACCCCCAAAGAGGCCCCAACAACUUCAUCCCCCAAAAGAACCCCAACCCCCAAAGGGGCCCCAACAACUCCAUCUCCCAAAGAGCCCUCAGCUGCCCCAACCCCCAAAGAGGCCCCAACAACUUCACCCCCCAAAAGAACCCCAGCCCCCAAAGGGGCCCCAACAACUCCAUCCCCCAAAGAGCCCUCAGCUGUCCUGGCCCCCAAAGGGGCUCCAGCGGCUCCAUCUCCCACAGAGUCCUCAAGUACCCCAGCAACUCCAUCCCCCAAAGAGCCCUCAGCUGCCCCAGCCCCCAAAGAGGCCUCAGCAAUUCCAUCUCCCAAAGAACUCUCGGAUACCCCAGCAACCCCAGCCCCUAAAGAGCCCUCAGCUGCCCCAGCCCCCAAAGGGGCCCCAACAACUUCAUCCCCCAAAAGAACCCCAACCCCCAAAGGGGCCCCAGCAACUCCAUCCCCCAAAGAGCCCUCAGCUGCCCCAACCCCCAAAGAGGCCCCAACAACUUCAUCCCCCAAAAGAACCCCAGCCCCCAAAGGGCCCCCAGCAACUCCAUCUUCCAAAGAGCCCAAAGGGGCCCCAGCAGCUCCAUCCCCCAAAGAGCCCUCAGCUGCCCCAGCCCCCAAAGGGCCCCCAGCAGCUCCAGCCCCCAAAGAGCCCUCAGCUGCCCCAGCCCCCAAACGGGCCCCAGCAGCUCCAUCCCCCAAAGAGCCCUCAGAUACCCCAGCCCCCAAAGGGUCCCCAGCAACUUCAUCCCCCAAAGGAGCCCCAGCAACUCCAUCCCCCCAAGAGCCCUCAGCUGCCCCAACCCCCAAAGAGGCCCCAACAACUUCAUCCCCCAAAAGAACCCCAGCCCCCAAAGGGCCCCCAGCAACUCCAUCUUCCAAAGAGCCCAAAGGGGCCCCAGCAGCUCCAGCCCCCAAAGAGCCCUCAGCUGCCCCAGCCCCCAAAGGGCCCCCAGCAACUCCAUCUUCCAAAGAGCCCAAAGGGGCCCCAGCAGCUCCAGCCCCCAAAGCGCCCCCAGCAACUCCAUCUCCCAAAGAGCCCAAAGGGGCCCCAGCAGCUCCAGCCCCCAAAGCGCCCCCAGCAACUCCAUCUCCCAAAGAGUUCAAAGGGGCCCCAGCAGCUCCAGCCCCCAAAGAGCCCUCAGCUGCCCCAGCCCCCAAAGGGCCCCCAGCAGCUCCAUCUUCCAAAGAGCCCAAAGGGGCCCCAGCAGCUCCAGCCCCCAAAGAGCCCUCAGAUACCCCAGCCCCCAAAGGGGCCCCAGCAACUUCAUCCCCCAAAAGAACCUCAGCUCCCAAAGGGGCUCCAGUAACUUCAUCCCCAAAAAAAACCCCAGCCCCCAAAGGGGCUCCAGCAGCUUCAUCCCCCAAAGAGCCCUCAGAUACCCCAGCAACUCUAUCCCCCAAAGAGCCCUCAGAUACCCCAGCCCCCAAAGGGGCCCCAACAACUUCAUCCCCCAAAAGAAUCCCAGCCCCUAAAGGAGCCCCAGCAGCUCCAUCUCACAAAGAGCCCUCAGAUACCCCAACCCCCAAAGGAGUCCCAGCAACACCAACUCCCAAAGAGCCCUCAGCUUCUCCAGCCCCCAAAGUGGCCCCAGCAACUCCAUCUCCUAAAAGAACCCCAGCUAAAACUCCAUCCCCCAAAGAGGUCUCAGCUACACCAGGCCCCAGAGUGGCUUCUACUCCUUCACCUGUGACUCCUCCAGGCCCCAAAGAGCUCUCGGCUACCCCAGCCCCCAAAGGGACCCCAUCAACUUCAUCCCCCAAAGAGCUCUCGGCUACCCCAGCCCCCAAAGGGACCCCAUCAACUUCAUCCCCCAAAGAGCCCUCAGCUGCCCCAGCCCCCAAAGGGGCCCCAGCAACUCCAUCUCCUAAAAGAACCCCAGCUAAAACUCCAUCCCCCAAAGAGCCCUCAGCUGCCCCAGCCCCCAUAGGUGGCCCAGCAAUCCCAUCCUCCAAAGAGUCCCCUGCUUUACCAGUUCCAGUCACAUGUCCCUUGGGAUCCACUGCCCCUCAGGCAUCUAAAGGGCUCCCAGUAAAGGAAGGCUCCACAGCUCUCAAAGCAGUACUUACUGGCCCAGCUUCAGAAAAUGCACCAGUCAUCAUAGCUCCCACUCAGAAAGGUCCACCAGCCAAGAAGAAGAGUUCACCUCCUGUGUGCUCAGAUCCCUCAGCCAAGAAUGGUACUAAAGGACCCCUUUCUGCAGUGGCUCCUCCAACCCCUCUACUGGCAGUCUCCACUCAGAAAGGCACUUCUCCAAAGGGUCCCUUGGCUCCUCCUCCAAAGUCUGAGACAUCUACGCCUCUAGCAACAGCGGCUUCUGAGAAGGUCCUUCCUAAAGCUGGAUCAGCACCUGUCUCUCCAGCACCCACCCCAACAGUCUCUCUGCCUCUUGCUCCCUCCCCAGUUCCCCCUCUGCUUCCUAAACAGCAACCUCUGCCGUCCUCACCUGGGCUGGUGCUGGAAUCAUCCUGUAAGCCCUCAGCCCCCGCUGAUGAGGAUGAGCUGCCGCCUCUGAUUCCCCCGGAACCAAUCUCGGGGGGAGUGCCUUUCCAGCCGGUCCUCGUCAACAUGCCCACCCCCAAACCUGCUGGGAUCCCUGCCCCAACCCCCUCUGCCAAGCAACCUGUUCUGAAGAACAACAAGGGGUCUGGAACAGAGUCUGACAGUGAUGAAUCAGUACCAGAGCUCGAAGAACAAGAUUCCACACAGGCAACCACACAACAAGCCCAGCUGGCGGCGGCAGCUGAAAUCGAUGAGGAACCAGUCAGUAAAGCAAAACAGAGCCGGAGUGAAAAGAAGGCACGGAAGGCUAUGUCCAAACUGGGUCUUCGACAGGUUACAGGGGUUACCAGGGUCACUAUACGGAAAUCUAAGAAUAUCCUCUUUGUCAUCACAAAACCAGAUGUCUACAAGAGCCCUGCUUCAGAUACCUACAUAGUUUUUGGUGAAGCCAAGAUUGAGGAUUUAUCUCAGCAAGCACAGCUAGCAGCUGCUGAGAAAUUUAAAGUUCAAGGUGAAGCUGUCUCAAACAUUCAAGAAAACACACAGACUCCAACUGUACAAGAGGAGAGUGAAGAGGAAGAGGUUGAUGAAACAGGUGUGGAAGUUAAGGACAUAGAAUUGGUCAUGUCACAAGCAAAUGUGUCAAGAGCCAAGGCAGUCCGAGCCCUGAAGAACAACAGUAAUGAUAUUGUAAAUGCUAUUAUGGAAUUAACAAUGUAACCAUCUAAAAAGGAAGACCCUUUUUUGUGUGUUUCAAAAGAGUUACUGCAGCUUGGUUUGAAAUUUGUACUGUUUCUAUCAUUAAUAAAGUUAUGGCUUCUUGUGGGAUGAA